Messenger RNA from Stylophora pistillata, 3044 nucleotides. RefSeq names its product myoferlin-like. The record is from RefSeq and is a predicted model, not a curated record. NCBI's taxonomy places the organism in Eukaryota, Metazoa, Cnidaria, Anthozoa, Scleractinia, Pocilloporidae. Gene Ontology annotation, cellular component: membrane. Gene Ontology annotation, biological process: plasma membrane organization; membrane fusion.
UUAUUUUCGAGCACCCACGCCAGAAUUCGGGCACCCUGCCAAAACUUUGUACUCGGGCUCUGAACCAGGCACUAACAAAAAACGACUGUUUCACAUUUAUUCUUUCCUCUAAACAGAUUGCACUUGUGUUCAUCCUGUAAGAAUUUUUCCAGAUGCCUUGGUAUCUUUUCUGUUUGUACAUUAACUAAUAAGUAACUAUUAGCGGUGGUACAUAAUUUAUUUUCCGUCCACAGCUACCACUACCUAAAGAAAAAUUUCAGGCCCCUGAAGGUUGGGAAUUUGAGGGAGACUGGUACAUAGCUCCGGAAAUGAGCUUAAUGUUUGACCGCGACUCAGGCCACAAAACGUUCUUAGAGGAUGUAUUUGAAAACGAGGCAAGGAUGAUUCCUGGGGGAAACUGGAGACCAGCCUCUGCACCUUGGACGAAUGUGCAUGGUGAUAAGAUUGACGAGAAAGAAAAGAUAAAAUGUCCAGAGGGAUGGGAGUGGACUAGAAACUGGCAGGUCGAUGACAAUAGAGCUGUAGACGGCGAAGGAUGGGAGUAUUCCGUUGAUGUAUCAUACGGAGUGUAUGGUGCCAUUCAGAAGGCUUACCAUUUGGUGAGGAGAAGGCGAUGGGUCAGGGAGAGAUUACUGAAGGAUCCAAAGGCUGUUAUCAAACAGAAAGAGCUUGAAGAGUUCGAAAAGGAAGGGUGGGAAUAUGCUCCAAUUUUUACGGCCAAAUUCCACCACAAAGAAAGGAAGAUUGAUUUCGUCAGGCGUCGGCGAUGGCACCGAAGAAUGGUUUCAAAGGGGGGAAAGGACGCCAAAGUGUCCAUGCCUCCUGUGUGUCUUCUCGAGCUUGAGGACGAGGAGGAGAGCAAAAGUUGUUUGAGGAAUAUUCCAAGAAUGUUUGUCACUUUUGAAAAACCACACAAGUAUCAGAUGUGGGCCUACAUCUAUCAAGCACGUAACCUUCUCGCCAUGGACGAAAGUGGGAUGAAUGAUUCCUACGUCCGCGUGGCAUUUUGCAAGCAAAGCGCUGUAACAGAGGUGCUGACCCAGACUUUAUGUCCCACCUGGGACCAAACGCUCAUAUUUGAUAAUGUUGAAAUCUAUGAGAGUGUGGAGAAUAUCGCCAAGAGCCCACCAAGUGUAGUGGUAGAGGUUUUUGACAAGGACACAGUGGGCAAAGAUGGCUUUCUCGGCCGCUGUGUGAUGUCACCUACGGUGCGUCUACAUGGACACGAAACUCCUGAGCCGCAACUGCAGUGGUUCACCAUCAAAAGAGGAGACGAGGAAGGAGGCGAUAUUUUAGCUGCUUGCGAACUUUUCCUUGAUGAAGAUGCGGAGUUACCCUUCACCCCACCCAUGAGAGGAGACUUGUAUACCGUGCGAAGCGGUGUGCGCCCAAAGUUACAACGGUCAGCGAUUGAGGUCUUGUGUUGGGGAGUGAGGAACAUGAAAAAGUUUGAACUCACGAGCGUGACGUCACCAAGUAUUGAGUUUGAGUGUGCUGGAGGUCUGGUGCAGUCUGACGUCAUCAAGGAUACGAAGAAGAACCCGAACUUUGAGAAACCUGUUUUGACAAGAAUGAUUGUGAAUCUUCCCGUAGAAGAAAUGUAUACACCAGCACUUAACAUCCGUGUCCGUGACAACCGCUCGUUUGGUCGUCGCCCAAUCGUCGGCGUUCAUUCAGUGAGAUCCUUCCAGAAAUACCGCUGUGCUACACCUCAAAUCAUUGAUCAAACUGACUCUGGCCCUCGAGGACCACAAAAGAAAGGGAUCGCCGAUAACGUUUCAACGAAAAGCGAAGAGGGCUCAUAUGUUGUCAAUAUCAAGGAAUGGAAAAAGGUCAAGAAAAAGAAAAAGAAAGAAGAAAUCCCAGAGGAGUCCCUAGAUUGGUGGUCGAAGUUUUUUGCCUCAAUAGGGGAUGAGGAGAAAUGUGGAGAAUUUCUCAACCAAGGAUACGAUAAGAUGACGGUAUAUCAAACUGAGUUGGAGAAAGUGCAAAAGUUUAAUGGCUUUGAGGACUUUAUAAAUACGUUUCCUAUUUACCGCGGAAGAGCGAAGUCGCGAGAAGAAGAGGCAGAUACGAUCGUUGGGGAAUUUAAGGGAACAUUCAGAGUGUACCCGAUGCCAGAAGAUGAAAGGAAUAGUCCCUUACCAGAUACUGUUUUUACUAAUCUCCCACCAGGCAAACCGGUAGAGUGCAUUGUCCGUCUGUAUGUCAUCAAGGCUUUGGAACUUCAGCCCAGAGAUGACUCUGGAACAGCCGACCCAUAUUUGGUAGUCACCCUAGGGGACCGAAAAUUUGAUGACAAAGAUGUUUAUAAACCUUACACAGUGAAUCCUGUCUUUGGAAGACUCUUUGAAUUCACAGCCACCAUACCUCUGGUCAAAGAUCUCAAAAUCGCCGUGAUGGAUUAUGACCUCAUCGGACGAGAUGACGUCAUCGGUGAAACACAGAUCGAUUUAGAGCAGAGACUUUUGUCUCGACAUCGUGCUACUUGUGGAUGUUCUAAGAGUUACUGCAAAUCUGGUCCUAACAAAUGGCGAGAUGGACGAAAACCAAGAACAAUCCUGCGAGACUGGUGUGUGAUGCGUAACAAGAGUCUUCCAUUGUAUACAGAUGAACCUUGCUCUGUGGUAGUGGAUGAACAGACGUAUACUCUGGCUGAGUUUGAGGAAGGUACAAUAAUCCAUACGCACCUUGGGAAAGAACAAAGUCGCUUGGCUUUGCAUGUCCUCAACAAGUUGAACAUCGUCCCUGAGCACGUGGAAACAAGGGGUCUGUAUAACAAAACACAGCAACCGACCAUGGAACAGGGGAAACUGCAGUUAUGGGUCGAUAUAUUUCCAGUCACAGAGGGCAAAGCACCCGCUGCGGUUGACAUUACCCCAAGGGAACCACAAGAAUACGUUCUUCGUGUCAUCAUAUGGAACACCAAAGACGUUAUCAUGGAAGAGACUUCAAUCACCGGCGAGAAAAUGAGUGACAUCUACGUGAAGGGAUGGAUUGAUGGAAUUGAUGAUUCACAAGAAACCGACGUCCACUACAGGUAA